Molecule: messenger RNA, 813 nt
Organism: Myotis brandtii (Brandt's bat)
Lineage: Eukaryota; Metazoa; Chordata; Mammalia; Chiroptera; Vespertilionidae
Product: keratin-associated protein 4-9-like
Exons: 5
Coding region: 1-615 (204 amino acids)
Cellular component (GO): keratin filament
Source: RefSeq, a predicted model, not a curated record
AUGGUCAACUCUUGUGGUUCCACCUGCUCUGACCAGGGCUGUGGCCAAGGCUGCUGUCAGGAGACCUGCUGCCGCCCCAGCUGCUGCCAGACCACCUGCUGCCGCCCCAGCUGCUGUGGCUCCAGCUGCUGCCGCCCCUCUUGCUGUGGCUCCAGCUGCUGUGGCUCCAGCUGCUGCCGGCCCUCCUGCUGCCCCUGCUGCUGCCUCCGCCCAGUCUGUGGCCAGGUCUCCUGCCCCACCAACUGCUAUCGCCCCACCUGUGUCAUCUCCACCUGCCCCCGCCCCAUCUGUUGCAGGCCCAGCUGCUGUGUGUCCAAUUGCUGCCGUCCAGUCUGCUGCCAGACCACCUGCUGUCGCCCAGCCUGCUGUGGUUCCAGCUGCUGCAGGCCUACCUGCUGCAUCUCUAGCUGUUGCCGCCCCACCUGCUGCCAGACCACUUGCUGCAGAACCACCUGCUGCCGCCCCAGCUGCUGUGUGUCCAGCUGCUGCCGCCCCUCCUGCUGUGGCUCCAGCUGCUGCCGCCCCUCCUCCAGCUGCUGCAGGCCUACCUGCUGCAUCUCUAGCUGUUGCCGCCCCACCUGCUGCCAGACCACUUGCUGCCGCCCAGUCUGCUGACUGCCCUGACCUGUGCCCACUGGUUUUCGUCAGCCAAUCCUCUUGAUGUAGUUUAACUGAACUGAGUCAUGAGAGGCCAAUUGUAAAACCUGUUUCAACUGAUUCUUAAACUGACUUUGGCCUCCAAACACACAGCCUCCUCCCCUCCUUCUUGCCCCCACCCCACCAUGUUACUAUCUGUCUCCCAAAUGAACACAA